Aspergillus niger is the source of this 1686-nucleotide messenger RNA. RefSeq lists its product as uncharacterized. Bases 1 to 1686 code for a protein of 561 amino acids. Gene Ontology annotation, molecular function: GDP phosphatase activity; UDP phosphatase activity. Lineage: Eukaryota; Fungi; Ascomycota; Eurotiomycetes; Eurotiales; Aspergillaceae. Gene Ontology annotation, cellular component: membrane; Golgi apparatus. Gene Ontology annotation, biological process: protein N-linked glycosylation; nucleoside diphosphate catabolic process. The record is from RefSeq and is a predicted model, not a curated record. The transcript has 3 exons.
AUGUCGACUGGUGUUGACAGUCGACAUACUCGAGGUACAUCGUCCUUUUCAGCGUCAGGUUCUAGACCUAGCAGGCGUUCGGUGUCGCACGCUUCCGAACCCGCGAUCCCCUUAGUCGCCUUGGACAAAUCGUUUGGCAGAUCUCGUCGCAGUUUCUCCCACAUGAUGAUGUCCCAAAGCCAGCGCUCCCGCUACCUGAAGACAGGUGCCAUCGUUAGUGCAGUGCUUCUUCUGUUGCUGUGGCUGUCGCCGUCCAAGCCCGCUGUGGGCAACUUCGGAUCUCAGCCACCAUUGAAUGGCGUCGCUCCCCUAACUGACAAGUGCACGAAACCUCAUGACCCCUCCAAGCCUCUGAUCCAGUAUGCGCUCAUGAUCGACGCUGGCAGUCAGGGCUCUCGCAUCCACGUCUACCGCUUCAACAACUGCGGCCCCACUCCCGAACUUGAGAACGAGGUCUUCGAGCAAACCGAGAAGAGACAGGGUGGCUCCGGACUGAGCGCCUACAAGGAAGAUGCCGAGGGAGCGGCCAAGAGUCUGGACCCUCUGAUGCAGGUGGCUCUCAAGUCCGUGCCCGCCGACUACCAGUCUUGCUCUCCCAUUGCCGUGAAGGCCACCGCUGGACUGCGUAUGCUUGGUCCCGAGAUGAGCCAGAGGAUCCUGGAGGCCGUGCGUACUCGCCUGGAAACCGUCUACCCCUUCCCCGUUGUCUCCCGCGAACAGGGUGGUGUGCAAAUCAUGGAUGGCAGUGACGAGGGUGUCUAUGCCUGGAUCACAACCAACUACCUCCUCGGUAAGAUCGGCGGUCCGGACGAGACCCCUACCGCUGCCAUUUUUGACCUGGGCGGUGGUUCCACUCAGAUCGUUUUCCAGCCCACGUUCCCCAAGAGCCCGUCGGGCGGUAUGCCCGAGCACUUGGCGGACGGUGACCACAAGUACUCGCUCCAAUUCGGCGGUCGUCACUUCGAUCUCUAUCAGCACUCUCAUUUGGGUUACGGAUUGAUGGCUGCUCGGGAUGCUGUACACAAGGCGAUUGUCGAUGCCAAGUUGGCCGCCAGCCCCGUUGAUAUGUCCUGGUUGAAGCAGCCGAUUUCCAAUCCCUGCAUUGGACCUGGUAUGGAGCGCGAUGUCGAGUUGACCUUCGACAAUGACCACCCGCUCGCGGGUAAGGUGACGGUGAAGAUGGUUGGCCCGAAGCAAGGCGCUUCUGCGGCACCUCAGUGCCGUGGCUUGACUGAGAAGAUCCUGAACAAGGAUGCUGACUGUAAGCUGGCGCCCUGCUCCUUCAACGGCGUUCACCAGCCUUCUCUGGAGAAGACGUUCGCCCGCGAAGAUGUGUACAUCUUCUCCUACUUCUACGACCGCACCAAGCCCUUGGGCAUGCCUGACUCCUUCACCUUGGACGAGCUGCACCAGCUCACGUCGACGGUCUGCGCGGGAGAGCCCGCAUGGAACAUCUUCGAGGGUGUCGAGGAUGCGCUGCCCCAGCUGCGCGAUCGCCCCGAGUGGUGCCUGGACUUGAACUUUAUGUUGGGUCUGUUGCACACGGGAUACGAAAUGCCGUUGUCGCGCGAGGUGAAGAUCGCGAAGAAGAUCAAGAACAACGAACUUGGCUGGUGCCUGGGUGCGAGUCUGCCCCUGCUGAGCCAGGAAUCCGGCUGGACAUGCCGGGUGAAGGAGGUUUCCUAG